UUCACGUCUCUAGCCAUCAGAAGGCUUCAUACGCUCUAUGAGAUAGGACGCCACGUUGCAUCGCCUGUACCGAGCCCUCGUGGUCCCUACCAGAACUGUUGGUUCGUAAUCCACCACAUGAGGAAAGAAGAUUUGUCCUGAACACAAUGUGUGGCUUAACUAACAUUUAAUUUUCGUGCUGAAUUUUUUUUUAGUAUGAAUGGAUUAUUGAAGUAAUUAUUGUUGGUGUUUAGUUUGUUCUUGGAAUUCAGAGUUUCCAUUUGCGUUAUUUUAUACAAGAUACGAAACUUUCCGCAAAGUAGGAACUGCUUUAAAACUGAACCAUCUUUGUGAGUAACGAAGGAUAAAUCGUAAAGUGUGUAAAGAUUUACUUUAACGAGCUUUACAACACAACAACACAAGAUCUCCUUCACAAUGCCUGUACUUGCCAGUAGUAUGACAGCAACUGGUGUUUUCUGGGCAUGUCUCUCUCUAGCCUCUGCCAUUCUGAACUGUGCUGGGUUCUAUCUCCCUUUUUGGCUCCAGGGUGUGUUGUUCAACUCCACCGAAGUAUCUUUCGGUUCCUUCCGCCGAUGCAGUUAUCCACAAAUGAAAGAGGACGGUGAAGUCCAAAUAGUUCGAGAGUGUGGCCGCUACACAACUUUCCAGGAUAUUCCCAGCAUCUCGUGGCAGAUCACCACGAUUACUGUGGGAGUGGGGGCGGCCACCUCUCUCUUGGUAGCCUUUACGGCACUAGCUGCGUGCUGCGUGACGGACGUAGUGACCAAGCGGACAGCACGUGCCUUGGGCCUGGUUCAGGUUUUAACGGCUAUUAUGAUAGUCGUUGGUGGCGCCAUCUAUCCCAAUGGAUGGGGAACGAGAGAAGUACGAGAGGUGUGCGGUGGAAUAUCUGAUUCCUACUAUUUGGGAGCUUGUCAGUUAUCAUGGUCGUUUUAUUUGAUGGGUGCUGGUGUCACAAUGCUGUUUCUAUGUGCUAUUUUGUCUCUCGGAGCUUCUCGAAUCAAGCCGCAUUCGUACCGGAUAUGA
Messenger RNA from Limulus polyphemus (Atlantic horseshoe crab), 1026 nucleotides. Its product is annotated as lipoma HMGIC fusion partner-like. NCBI's taxonomy places the organism in Eukaryota, Metazoa, Arthropoda, Merostomata, Xiphosura, Limulidae. Gene Ontology annotation, cellular component: membrane. The transcript has 3 exons. The record is from RefSeq and is a predicted model, not a curated record. Bases 415 to 1026 code for a protein of 203 amino acids.